Molecule: messenger RNA, 2654 nt
Organism: Acanthochromis polyacanthus (spiny chromis)
Lineage: Eukaryota; Metazoa; Chordata; Actinopteri; Pomacentridae
Gene: syk
Product: spleen tyrosine kinase
Exons: 15
Coding region: 409-2286 (625 amino acids)
Biological process (GO): positive regulation of B cell differentiation; macrophage activation involved in immune response; cell differentiation
Cellular component (GO): extrinsic component of cytoplasmic side of plasma membrane; cytoplasm
Molecular function (GO): signaling receptor binding; non-membrane spanning protein tyrosine kinase activity; ATP binding
Source: RefSeq, a predicted model, not a curated record
CUGAGUGAGAGUGUGUUUGUGAUAUGGCCAAUAGGAAGUAAUCCAGGAAUGUAGCAGCUCCGAAACGGAAGAACAUUUCCCGCAACUACAAAUAUGUUAGAGCAUUUAGGAUGACGCUGAUGCUGGACCGUCCCAAUGAUGACUCUGACUGUGUUCACAGCACAGAAAGUGCUGUUAAAAGUAGAUGACCUUACAGAAUAGUAACAAUGGAACGACAGACUGUCUGGAGCAAAUGGACUGCCUUCCCAAGGACUGCUGGCAGCUAGUAUUCUGAAGCACUGAAAGAACCAAACUGGAGGAGGAUCAAACUUUGGAACUACUUCACCACAUUAUAUAUAGUUGAUUGCAUCCUGGUCGCCUUAUCUUGUGGACAGACUUCCUUAAGAGAACCCCCACCCAGAAGCCAACAUGGCUGACAAUGUGAAUAUAUUGCCAUUCUUCUAUGGCAAUAUCACCAGAGAGGAGGCAGAAGACUACCUGCGGCAGGCAGGCAUGGGAAAUGGUUUGUACCUGCUACGGCAAAGCCGAAACUAUCUCGGGGGUUUUGCACUGUCUGUGUCAAAUUCAGGCCGCUGCUACCACUAUACUAUUGAAAGACAACAGAAUGAAACAUACGCUAUUGCUGGUGGUAAGAGUCACAGGAGCCCUGUGGAUGUGAUUGACUACCACUCCCAAGAGAUGGAUGGUCUAGUGUGCCUCCUGAAGAAACCAUGCAACAGGCCUAAGAACAUGCAGCCAAAGGUGGGGCCAUUUGAGGACCUGAAAGAAAACCUGAUCCGGGAGUAUGUAAAGCAGACCUGGAACCUGCAGGGGGCAGCUCUGGAGCAAGCCAUCAUCAGCCAGAGGCCUCAACUUGAAAAACUCAUUGCCACCACUGCACAUGAAAGAAUGCCCUGGUUCCAUGGAACAAUAACACGAGAAGACUCCGAGCCCAGACUUCAAAAUGGCUCCCGUACAAAUGGAAAAUUCCUGAUUCGACAGAGAGAUUUGAAUGGAUCCUAUGCACUGUGUUUACUACAUGAGGGACAGGUCAUGCAUUAUCGCAUUGACAAGGACAGGGCUGGCAAGCUCUCCAUUCCAGAUGGGAAGAAGUUUGACACUCUGUGGCAGCUGGUGGAGCACUACUCAUACAAACCAGACGGCCUGCUGCGAGUGCUAACAGAACCCUGUUCACGACCUGAUGGAGAAACUGGGCUGAUGGUACGGCCACUACUUCCACAGGACCAUCCAAGAUUUGGCUCUGCCAUUCAAAAUGCAGCAGAUGGAAUUCUCUCCAUAUUCAGAGGUGCUUCCAAACUUGGCCGAUACAAGGGUCGAGGAUCUCAGCACAAGAACCCAGAUAGUGUCAAUCCAUAUGAAUUUGGUGGGUACCCACCCAGUAAUCAAGCAGCCAGCAAGGAAGCCAUGCCAAUGGACACAGAGGUAUAUGAAAGUCCUUAUGCAGAUCCAGAUGAACUGAGAAGCUCAACAGUUAAUCGUGACCAGCUGAUUUUGGAGGAUGGAGAACUGGGCUCAGGGAACUUUGGCACUGUCAUGAAGGGCAUUUACAAGAUGAAAAAGACAGAGAAGCCUGUGGCUGUCAAAAUCCUGAAGAAUGAUGAUAACAACCCCUCAGUACGUGAGGAAAUGCUGCGAGAAGCCAAUGUCAUGCAACAACUGGACAACCCUUAUAUCGUCCGGAUGAUUGGUAUCUGUGAGGCAGAGAACCUCAUGCUGGUCAUGGAGCUGGCCGAGCUGGGACCCCUCAAUAAGUUCCUACAGAAACACAAACAAACAUCGAUCAAAAACAUCACAGAGCUGGCCCACCAGGUAUCCAUGGGGAUGAAGUAUCUGGAGGAGCACAACUUUGUCCACAGGGAUCUUGCUGCUCGCAAUGUGCUUCUGGUGACACAGCACUAUGCCAAAAUCAGUGACUUUGGCCUCUCCAAAGCUGUCGCUGAGGAGCAAAACUACUACAAGGCCAAAGGUCAUGGAAAGUGGCCGGUGAAAUGGUACGCCCCUGAGUGUAUAAACUAUUUCAAAUUCUCAUCCAAAAGUGAUGUGUGGAGCUUUGGAGUGCUAUUGUGGGAGGCCUUCUCCUAUGGCCAAAAACCAUACAAGGGAAUGAAAGGAAAUGAUGUCAUGCAGAUGAUUGAAAGUGGGAAUCGUAUGGACUCCCCCGUGAACUGUCCACCAGAGAUGUAUGACCUAAUGAGGACUUGCUGGACAUACAAGGCAGAUGAAAGACCUGGAUUCAGUGUUGUUGAGCCAAGACUACGAGAGUAUUAUUAUGACAUUGCACAGUAAUUCUUUAAAUGGGAGUUAAAGGCUAUGCAAACUCUUGCUUGAUGAGAAAAAACUGAAAUUAAUCAUAUAAGAAUGGCCAAAGAUGGUUAUGAAUUAUGAAUGCUGUAAAAUAUAGGCUUUAACUGUGUAUUUUUUUCUGCUUUUUAAAUAUAGACUAUGAUUAUGCAAAUAAUAUCUAUUCGUUCCUGAAUGUCAGCAUUAUGAAGGUGGUUAUAAACAGAUCAGAACAAAUAUUCAUGCUGCAGCUAACAAACUGUAUAACCUAUAUUUUGGUAGUUUCAUACUGUUAGCACAUUAUACAGUAUGUAUUAAAGCUGCACAAUUGCAAUGUCAUUAAAGUUGGACCUAAAAUCCAGAAUGAACAAAGA